CUCUCGAGUUCCUCCCUCCUCGCUCGCCACAAUCUCUCUCCCGGCUUCGUUCCUCCUCUCGCCCCGCGACUCCCGCUCUGCUCCUCCUCGUCGCCGCCGCCGCCGCCGCCGCCGCCGCCGCCGCCGCUGUGUGUACGACUACGACGGCGAAGAGCCAGGCGGGGAGGACCGAUCCGCCGGAGGAGGAGGAGGAGGGAGUGGGGGGGCGGGGAGAUGGGGGAGGGGGGGCGAUGACAGCGGGCGCGGCUCGGCGCGGGCGGGAUGCGGACGAUCUGCGACGUGUGCGAGAGCGCGCCGGCGGUGCUCUUCUGCGUGGCCGACGAGGCCGCGCUCUGCCGGUCCUGCGACGAGAAGGUGCAUAUGUGUAACAAGCUUGCUAGGCGGCACGUGAGAGUUGGGCUUGCAGACCCUAAUAAAGUUCAACGCUGUGAUAUAUGUGAAAAUGCCCCCGCCUUCUUCUAUUGCGAGAUAGAUGGUACAUCACUUUGCCUUAGUUGUGAUAUGACUGUUCAUGUUGGUGGGAAACGAACCCAUGGAAGAUACCUGCUCCUAAGGCAACGGGUUGAAUUUCCAGGAGAUAAACCAGGUCAUAUGGAUGAUGUUGCUAUGCAACAGAAAGAUCCUGAAAACCGGACGGAUCAAAAGAAGGCCCCUCACUCAGUAACAAAGGAGCAAAUGGCAAACCAUCAUAAUGUGUCUGAUGAUCCAGCCUCAGAUGGCAACUGCGAUGACCAGGGUAACAUCGAUUCCAAAAUGAUUGAUCUUAAUAUGAGACCCGUCCGUACUCAUGGACAAGGUUCAAACUCACAGACUCAGGGCGUGGAUGUUAGCGUCAACAAUCAUGAUUCUCCAGGAGUGGUGCCAACAUGUAAUUUCGAACGAGAAGCCAACAAAUAAAUACCGUAACACCAGGAUGUACAUUUCUUCGGUUGCUGCUAUAUAGCAGUAGCUCUCCGGGAGGUUGGAUUAGCUUUGGUCUUCAGCCAGGCAGAAUAUGUGUUAUUACAUGGUCCUCUUGUGUCGCUAGUAGUAUGAUUCUAGUAGAGCUGAAGUUGAACGAGUUCAUGUCAACUCGGCAUGCCAUAUGCCGUGGACGCUAUUUAUCGUCGUGUACUCGUGUUGUGGUUGUAAGACUGGUGUCACAUGGGCCAUACGGGAAGCACAGUGGGCUGUCACUUGUGCUUUUGUGGAUUGCUGCUGUGCGCUAUUAGAAACUGUUCAAAAGAUUAAUAGACCCAUCAUUUUUUUUCGGUGUAUA
Oryza sativa Japonica Group (Japanese rice) is the source of this 1258-nucleotide messenger RNA. Its product is annotated as B-box zinc finger protein 18. The record is from RefSeq and is a predicted model, not a curated record. Gene Ontology annotation, biological process: photomorphogenesis; regulation of DNA-templated transcription. Gene Ontology annotation, cellular component: nucleus. Lineage: Eukaryota; Viridiplantae; Streptophyta; Magnoliopsida; Poales; Poaceae. Gene Ontology annotation, molecular function: zinc ion binding.